Dufourea novaeangliae is the source of this 2374-nucleotide messenger RNA. RefSeq names its product DDB1- and CUL4-associated factor 5. The record is from RefSeq and is a predicted model, not a curated record. The transcript is spliced from 7 exons. The coding region runs from base 1 to 2343 and encodes 780 amino acids. NCBI's taxonomy places the organism in Eukaryota, Metazoa, Arthropoda, Insecta, Hymenoptera, Halictidae. Gene Ontology annotation, biological process: negative regulation of fatty acid biosynthetic process. Gene Ontology annotation, molecular function: protein binding. Gene Ontology annotation, cellular component: Cul4-RING E3 ubiquitin ligase complex; cytoplasm.
AUGGCUCGUCCUUCCGUCUGUAAUCCACUUUCGUACCUUAUCACACGACAGAUCGACAAUAAAGUUGAUCAUUGCAAACGUCUAGUUAACGCUAGAUUCGAAACCUCUGAAACUCUAUUCAGAAAGGAUCUUUUAUCUCAUUAUGGAUGUGUUAAUGCAAUUGAAUUUUCGAAUCAGGGAGAUCUUCUUGUCUCCGGUGGCGAUGACAGGAGGGUAUUAUUAUGGAGAGUGGAACAGGCAAUAGACGGUGUGGGUAAACCUGCAGUGAUGAAAGCUCAACAUAUUAGCAACAUUUUUUGUCUUGGUUAUGACAACAGUAAAACAAAAAUAUUUUCUGCAGGAAACGAUGAUCAAGUCAUUGUUCAUGAUUUACGAACGGGCGAUGUUGUAAAUUUCUUUUUACAUGAAAAGCCUGUGUACGGCUUAUCGGUCCAUCCACACAACGAUAAUGUGUUUGCUAGUGCUUGUGAUGACGGAAGAGUUCUUAUUUAUGAUAUAAGAGGUUCCAGUGCUAUGGAAACUUUUUGCUUGGCAAAAUACAAAACUGCGUUUCAUUCUGUAAUGUUUAAUCCUAUGGAGCCUAAGAUGCUUGCUACCGCCAAUGCAAAAGAAGGUGUUGGCAUGUGGGAUGUCAGAAAACUUUUGGAACCUGUGUUACGUUAUGGAAAUGAAAGCUCAGCACAGAGUUGUAUGAAUGUUAGUUUUAAUGCAGCAGGUAAUAGAUUAUUAGCUUUGAGAAGAAGAUUACCACCUGUACUUUAUGCAGUCGAUUCUCCUACACACUUAUGUCAAUUCGAUCAUCCUGGAUAUUAUAAUAGCUGUACAAUGAAAUCGUGUUGUUUUGCUGGAGAUAAUGAUGAAUAUGUUCUUUCUGGUUCUGACGACUUCAAUUUGUACAUGUGGAAAAUUCCCCCUGAAGGUGUAAAAUGGGUAGAAUCUGCACAUAUGGUAUUACGUGGUCAUAGAUCCAUUGUUAAUCAAGUACGAUACAAUCAGGCUAGUUGCAUUUUUGCUUCUUCUGGAGUUGAAAAAAUUAUUAAAAUCUGGAGUCCAUUUUCUCUUGGACCUAGCUGUUUGGGUGGAUUGAAGAAAGACGCAGGUCCUCGAAUCAGGCAACGUAGAGUAUUUACUCACGAUGAAUAUAUUGGAUUAGUAUUACGUAGCGGACAGUUUAUGACACACGACUAUAGUCAUCAAUCAACUAGAGAAGAUCCAAGAAUGAUGGCAUUCUUUGAUUCUUUAGUACAACGUGAGAUUGAGGGUUGGAGUUCUGAAUACAUGACAUCAGCACCAGAAACACCUAGCGACUCUGAAAAUAAUCCUCCAACUGAACGUGCUUAUAACGCAACUGAUUCUGAUGAUCCAGCAACAUCUGAUCGUCAAUUGAUAUUACGUAUUUUGGAAUCAGCAGGGAGUGGAUUAGUUCCUGAAAGACCUUUAGGGUCUCCAAACCGCAUAACACGACUUAUAGCAAAUCGCAGAGAAAAACUGAUGAGACUUGCAGCUAUGGAUUGCGGGGCACCAUUAAAUAAUAUUUCUUCUGUGGCUCCUGGUCUAUCUGGAUCCGAUUCUGCUAGUGACGGGGAAAAUGCACAAACAAAGUGUAGAUCGAAAUCAAAAUUAAAAAUAAAAGGAGUAAAGAGAAAACAUGAUAAAAUUAUGUAUUCCGCAAGAAGGAGUAGGAGGGCCAGAAGAAAGUGUGCUGUGCUACAAAUUAACAGUGACUCUGAUAGUGACGAACAACCUGUUGAUACAACACAGCCUAGUACCAGUUCCGGUGUAAUUUCUAGAAGAUCACGAUAUGUUACAAACGCAAUCGAAAGUGACACAAAACAUUCAAGUUACAGCAGUAGCAGUUCAGAGGAUAAUGAUAGUUCUAGUAAGCGAAAACGUUCAAAACCUGAUUCCGAUACUUCUACAACAGUGCAUAGAAGGAAGCAUGGAAAAUGUAAGAGUAACUCAAGAAAUGAUAUUGCUAAAAGCAAAAGCAAACGUCAACAGAUUGAUUGUGAUACAGACGAAGAAAAGUCGGAUUGGAAGAUUUAUUUAAGCGGUGUUACCACAACAAAGAUUCAAGAAGAUAGUCCGUCAACGCCUGUAAACAAAUCAUGCAAAGUUCCUUCAACUCCCGACAGCGGUAUUACAUCAGGAGUAUCGACAGUUGAAAAGAAUGGUGAAGAAGCACAGAAAGAGCAGAACGACGCAGAGAGUUCGGAUCAUGAACAGAAAUUGAUGAGUUUAGAGUGUUUUAGGAAGAAAGUGGAUGUAGCUAGAAGGAGCUAUCAUAAUCGUUCUACGCCUUUGUCGCAGACCAUUUCAACUACAACUGAUUCUUCCGAUUAAGCUCCUAUUACCUUCAGACUUUUAAUCCCUU